AUGGAUAGCGAUUGGGAGGCGGAGGAUGUGCAGUCGCCACGCGACGGCUCGGGUGGCGAGGCACCGCAGCAGACACAGACAGGUACACACCUGAGUCGAAUCCCCAACCAAAGCCUGGCGGAAUCGGAAGGCGGCGGAGACAUGGAUGGAAAUGCCGCAGAAACUAGCAAAAAUGAGGAUGAGCUGCCGGAGGGAUGGGUCAGACAUGGGAAGGGGCUCAUGCUCGAGGUGCCGAUCACGCCCCGAAUGAUCGCCUCGGAGCGCAACAAAUUGCCACCGCCGCACUUCAAGUUCACCGCAGAUACGAACCGUCGCUCUGCAGGACGGCUGCAGGCGGCGCUGCUGCAUAUCGAUCGCGAUGCGGUGCGACGGAUGAAGAACGAGCAGAACGUCAGGGUUAGGGCGGCGAGGCCCGCCAGUGAUGGGCAAGAGGCAGACACAAGCUCCCCCAUGAGAACGCGUGAUGCCUCGAUGCGCUGCUACAGGUCUCUGAGAGAGAAUCAGCACACGGCGUCCCCGAUCAGCAGAGCGAAAGGCGAGGAACAGUUCGAUCGCAAAAUCGCCUUCAUGAAGAAAGAGCAUGAGCGCCAGCUCAUAGAGGCGAAGCGGCAGGUGCUGGAGCAUGUGGACGUCCUCAUCAAAAAGUACCGCCAGCUGGCCAUCGACGCCGUGAAGGUGGCGAGGGAGGAGCAAAAGAAGGCGGAAGCAGAACGCCGGAACACCUUCGAAGCGUGCGCGCGAUACGAAGCGGAGCUGAAGGCCAAUGUGCGGAACGCCAUCGCACACCUGAAGCUGUCAUCCCAGGCGGAACAUGACCGCAUCGCAGCCGAGCGGGAUGCACUCCAGAGGAGGUGCGCCGAUAUGACGCCGAAAGCGGAGGCGUGGAAGCCAGCGCUCGAUCGCAUCACGGCGCAGCUCGCCGCCAAAUUCAAGGGCAACCAAAAGUUCACCAUAGGGAUCAUAGAUGACACGCGUGACAUGAUUAUUGACGAAUUUCACGCCUUCAAAGCAUCGACGGCCGAGCUCAUGGUCCAAAAAUUUGUGGCCAACGGAUGCGACCUGCAGAACCAGGAGGCCGAACAAUUCGUGGAACACGUGCUGAUGGCCAGCGGAGCAACAAACCGCUCCGUAUGCCACGACGAGCAAGAACAUCAGCGGCAAUGGGAGCAACAACGGCUGCAGAAAAACAUUCACCGCACCCGUAAUCACGUUAGCCAGGAGAAAGAAUUCGAUCGAGUGCUUGCCGAUGCAUUCCACUACGGUGACGUCCAUGUUCACCUGAUCCGGGUGAUGGCUGUGAUGCGGGAACGUACCAGAGUCCUCGAACUGGGAAAACCCAGAAGGAAGAGCGCAAACGAUGCCGACGCGCAUAACAUACCGAUACUAAUAAAACUGAAAAAUUGA
Babesia bigemina is the source of this 1404-nucleotide messenger RNA. RefSeq lists its product as hypothetical. Bases 1 to 1404 code for a protein of 467 amino acids. NCBI's taxonomy places the organism in Eukaryota, Apicomplexa, Aconoidasida, Piroplasmida, Babesiidae. The transcript has 7 exons. The record is from RefSeq and is a predicted model, not a curated record.